AUUCGCCUUCUCCUACUCUUGCCAGGCGAUCUAGAUGCUACAAUUGAAUGCAGUCUAUCGGUUUCGACAAUUGGGGAUAGUUUGGGGGCCUAUGAAGCCCUUUCUUAUGUCUGGGGCGCACCCGCUACGACAGAAAUCGUUAUCCUUGAUGGCCGACCUGUGCUUGUUACUCGGAAUCUCCAAUGCGCAUUACGGUGUCUCCGUUACAAGACAUCAGCCAGACUCUUGUGGGUCGACGCGCUUUGUAUUGAUCAAACGAGCACGGAGGAGAAAAGCGUCCAAGUCCCGCGUAUGUGGGCGGUCUUUACCUUUUGUCAGAAGUCUCUGAUAUUUCUGGGCGAUGAAUCAGAUGACAGCGACCGAGCAUUGCAUCUCUUAUACAUGAUCUCGGCACUACAGCCAGGUGAUCUCGAUGCAGUGGCGAAAAUGGUGGGCGAUCAUAACCUAGCAUCAUCUUGGGACGCCCUCUUGAAACUAAUGCAAAGACAAUGGUGGGGUCGCGCAUGGAUUAUUCAGGAAUAUGUUGUUGCAACGAAUAUCCAGUUCCUAUGUGGC
This is a messenger RNA of Bipolaris oryzae ATCC 44560, 555 nucleotides long. RefSeq lists its product as uncharacterized. The annotation marks the transcript as partial. Lineage: Eukaryota; Fungi; Ascomycota; Dothideomycetes; Pleosporales; Pleosporaceae. The transcript has a single exon. The record is from RefSeq and is a predicted model, not a curated record.